Abrus precatorius (Indian licorice) is the source of this 3471-nucleotide messenger RNA. RefSeq names its product pentatricopeptide repeat-containing protein At2g13600-like. Gene Ontology annotation, biological process: RNA modification. The record is from RefSeq and is a predicted model, not a curated record. The coding region runs from base 307 to 2934 and encodes 875 amino acids. The transcript has a single exon. Gene Ontology annotation, molecular function: protein binding; RNA binding; zinc ion binding. Lineage: Eukaryota; Viridiplantae; Streptophyta; Magnoliopsida; Fabales; Fabaceae.
AGGGGGUUGUGAGUGGGGUGACAGAGGGAGGAAGAUGUUUCCAAGGGAGGAGGAGAGUAACGGCUACCAGCAGCAGCCAAAGGGAACGGGUCACAGUCACAGAGAGCGAAGCCGUCGUGCCACUCGCAGGUCUCGUGGUUCCACUUCCACACAUAAGCUUACGGUUUGUGAGCAACAACAACAUCAUCAUCCACUUCCUUGCACUGAUUUACACACACAACCUUCUUUUUUUCUUUUGGUUUAGAAUUUUGCUUACUCUGCAAAUGACCACCUUAAUUUAGCAAGUAAGGAACCUCACCAAACCAAAUGUCUUACAUGAAACUUUCUCAGAAGUUUUACGAUGCUUUCAAGCUGUGUGGGUCUUCCCUCAAAUCCCCACCCAUUGCUCGCAAACUUCACGCCCAACUCAUCCGCUCCGGUUUGGACGCUUCCCUUUUCUUACUCAACAAUCUACUCCACAUGUACUCUAAUUGCAGCUUGAUAGACGAUGCCUUUCGUGCUUUCCGCGAAGCCAUUCAUCGCAAUACCUUCACUUGGAACACAAUGCUCAAUGCCUUGGUUCAUUCGGGUCGGAUGAGUGAAGCAGAACACUUGUUUGAUGAAAUGCCUAUGACAGAGAGAGAUUCUGUUUCUUGGACCACCAUGAUAUCUGGCUAUUGUCAAAAUGCUCUCCCUGCUCAUAGCAUCAAAACUUUCACUUUAAUGCUUCGGGACUCUAAUGUUCAAAUUCAAAACUGUGACCCCUUUCCCUUUACUUGUGCAAUGAAGGCUUGUGGCCGCUUUGCCUCGGUUCAGCUGGCUCUUCAGUUGCAUGCCCAUGUCAUCAAGUUACAUUUUGGAACCCAAACCUGCAUUCACAACUCCCUUGUUGAUAUGUAUGUCAAGUGUGGAGCAAUCAGUUUGGCUGAGACGGUUUUCCUCAACAUUGAAAGCCCAAGUUUGUUUUGUUGGAACAGUAUGAUUUAUGGAUACUCUCAAUUACGCGGACCCUAUGAAGCACUCCAUGCCUUCACCCGAAUGCCCGAACGUGAUUCCAUUUCUUGGAACACGCUGAUCUCAGUGUUUUCUCAACACGGCCUUGGGGUUCAAUGUCUUAGUCUGUUUGCGGAGAUGUGCAAUCAGGGUUUUAGACCUAAUUUCAUUACUUAUGGUAGUGUACUUAGUGCAUGUGCCAGCAUUUCUGAUCUGGAAUGGGGUAAGCAUUUGCAUGCUCGGAUUCUUCGCAUGGAACAUGAUAGCCUGGAUGAGAUUUUGGGAAGUGGUGUCAUAGACAUGUAUGCCAAAUGUGGAUGCUUAGGGUUGGCAAGGCGUGUGUUCAACAGUUUAGGGGAACACAAUCAAGUUUCUUGGACUUGUUUGAUUGCCGGGAUGGCACAGUUUGGACUCUGUGAAGAUGCUUUGGCACUAUUUAAACAAAUGAGACAGGCUUCUGUGGUGUUGGAUGAUUUUACUCUCGCUACAGUUCUUGGGGUUUGUUCAGGUCAAACUCAUGCUGCCAUUGGGAAACUACUUCAUGUGUAUACAAUCAAAAGUGGGAUGGAUUCCUCUAUUCCCAUAGGGAAUGCAACCAUUACAAUGUAUGCGAAGUGUGGAGAUGUGGAAAAAGCGAAUCUUGCAUUUAGAUUAAUGCCACUUAGAGAUAGGAUAUCAUGGACAGCAAUGAUCACUGCAUUCUCUCAGAAUGGAGACAUUGAAGCAGCCCGUGAAUGUUUUAAUACAAUGCCUGAGCGUAAUGUCGUUACUUGGAACUCCAUGUUAAGCACAUAUAUUCAACAUGGAUUCUCAGAAGAAGGCCUUAAGUUGUAUGUUUUGAUGAGAAGCAAAGAUGUCAAACCAGAUUGUAUCACUUUUACAACUUCAAUCCGGGCCUGUGCUGACUUGGCUAUUAUAAAACUUGGGACGCAAGUUGUAUCUCAUGCUAUAAGGUUUGGUCUAAGUUCAGAUGUUUCAGUUGCAAAUAGUAUUAUUACAAUGUACUCAAGAUGUGGACAGAUCAAAGAAGCAGAGAAAGUUUUUGAUUCAAUACAUGUGAAAAACCGCAUUUCCUGGAAUGCUAUGAUGGCAGCAUUUGCUCAAAAUGGUUUAGGUAGGAAAGUAAUUGAAACGUUUGAGGAUAUGUUAAAGACGGAAUGCAAACCUGAUCAUAUUAGCUACGUGGCUGUUUUAUCUGGGUGUAGCCACAUGGGGCUUGUAGUUGAAGGGAAACAUUACUUUGAAUCCAUGACUCAAAUUGGCAUUUCUCCAACAAAUGAACACUUUGCUUCUGUGGUAGAUCUGCUUGGACGAGCUGGGCUACUAGACCAGGCCAAGAAUUUAAUUGAUGGUAUGCCUUUCAAGCCAAAUGCCACUGUUUGGUGUGCCCUACUAGGAGCAUGCCGAAUCCAUCACGAUUCACGACUAGCAGAAACUGCAGUGAAGAAGUUGAUGGAAUUAAAUUUUGAGGAUUCUGGAGUUUAUGUCCUUCUAGCAAAUAUAUAUGCCGAGUCUGGAGAGUUAGAAAAUGUUGCUGAUAUGAGAAAGUUUAUGAAAGUAAAAGGAAUUUGUAAGAGUCCAGGUUGUAGCUGGAUAGAGGUUGAUAACAGAGUACAUGUGUUCACUGUUGCUGACACUGAUCAUCCACAGAUAAAGGAGAUUUAUAUAAAACUGGAGGAGAUGCUGAAGAAGAUAGAAGAUACAGGAAGAUAUACUAGUGUUGUCUCUUCUGCCCAUAGGAGUCAGAAAUACCAUAGUGAAAAGCUUGCUUUUGCUUUUGGGUUGCUUAGUUUGCCAUCUUGGAUGCCUAUACGUGUAAUGAAAAAUCUUCGUGUCUGCAAUGAUUGUCACUUGGUAAUAAAGUUGUUGUCUUUGGUCACCUCAAGGGAACUUAUCAUGAGAGACGGUUAUCGAUUUCAUCAUUUCAAGGAUGGGUAUUGCUCCUGUGGAGAUUAUUGGUAGUCUGUGGUACAGAUUGUUCUUCUAUAUCUGCUUCUUCUCCCAUUGCUUCUACUUUAUGCAUUUUUCCUUCCCUGUCAAUAGUCAGCAAUCAUUAUUUUAAAAGUGUAUAGUUGUUGCAUCAUUUUUUAUUUCAAUUAAAUAGGAGUUUUGACAGAACAGUCAUAUAUAUAUGUUGCUUAACUUCUCUUGAUAGAGCUCUUUUGGCAUAAGGAAAAACCCAACAUUAGUCAGUGUCAUUAACAAAUUCCAAAUAUCAACAGAAGCGGAAAAGGUUGACAGAGGGAAUAGCAACCAGAAAUCUCCGGUGUCCUCACUUGGCAUUGUAAUCAAUCCUUAGCAAUAAGAUAAUAAUGUAAAGGGAACUAUGAUUAGGAGUUUGAUUCUGAAAUAAGGAUAGAGUUUGAAACUGAACUUAGAAACAAAACUCUCAUGCUGGGAAAGACAAAAUGUACAGGGUGCACAUGAUUCAUGUGGGAAAAAGAAAUUAUUCUAUUGAUUGAGAAGUUGACCUGGUUUAUUGUGAGAGAAAAUAGCAGC